Messenger RNA from Drosophila takahashii, 2428 nucleotides. RefSeq lists its product as uncharacterized. Lineage: Eukaryota; Metazoa; Arthropoda; Insecta; Diptera; Drosophilidae. The record is from RefSeq and is a predicted model, not a curated record.
UUUACAACAAUGUAAAAACGUAAACAAAUGUACACAAAGUUUCCGUGCCAAUAAUUUGUUUUUUGGAAGACUAAUCCGAAUGGACCGACUAUAUAAGCAAGAAGGGCUUGAUUUAAAGAGUAAUUGAAGCCAAAAUGUUUUCAAUGAACGUUUGUUUAUUUUUGUGCCUUUUUGUGUGCCUUUAUGAUAAAAGUGCAGCCAGGACCAAUUGGGAGGCCACGCCCUUAUCGAUAGGAGGAACAUCGACAAAUCCGAGUGCGAUGGACAUCAAUUUGCGACUUGAGCGCAUUUCGAGGUCAGAAUUUGGCUUUUCAGGCACAUUCUUCUGGGGCAUUGAUAUGGACGACAACGUGAUGGUCGAGAUGCGCAUUUUGAACAGUUAUUCCGGCGACGAAGCUGACUACAAACUGACUCCCUAUUCCAUUCAGCCGCAGAAAUUCACCGACUAUAUCGACACCUUCUACAAGGACAUGCUGAUCCCUAACCUCGGCAAUUGCACCGAUAUGCCGAGGUACGAGUCCGGCUAUGUACCGCCCUGGCCCAAGGCGACCUUCAAUUUCAAUCGCUGCAGCCUCAACGGCAAGGGACUGCCGGAUAUUUUAGCCGAGGGCUUCUAUAGAGGCGAGGCCAUCAUCACCGCCCUGCCAACUGUUGCAGUUAACAUCUCGGCCACUCUUCGGAUCAAAACAAAAUAUUUCUAAAAUCCGGACAAUUAAAUCGCACCAUUCCUCCCUGUCUAAUGCCAACUGUUUUUGCUUUUGGGCAUUCCCAAGGUGGUGUGAGCCGAAUUCCAGCUGCGACGAGAUCGUCAUAAAGUCCGCCGGACUCACGGGCCAAUAAAUGAACCGGGCCAGGUAGAAAUCGCUUAAAGCCAGCUGACGUCGGCAGGCAGGCAGUUCGAGUGUGAAAUUGGCAAGACAUGUUUGGAAACUGUUGUGGUAGGAAAAAAAGUGUUUGUGGUGGGGUUGUCAGAGGGGAAAUGCCAAGGAAAAAUUGCACAAAGUGUCGCCGGCACAGAGAGAAAUAUAUCGCAAAAUCAGAUAACUAAUUUAGUUUGGAAAAAUAUCAGAGCAAUGGCAUUAAACAUAAUAGUUUAACUGCAUUCAAUAUAAAAUAAGUGAACAAUAUAUAUAUCUCUUGGUUUAGUUUAAAAUCGAACUACAAAGCAAUGAAAGUCUCUCUACUUUUUCCUGUGUACUUUCCCCUCGUUUUCCCCCCUCUUGAAAAUGCAAUUCGAGUUGCAUUUCAAGUGAAAACUCUGCACAGUUGCCUCGGCUAAUUUAUUGCAAAUUGUUAAAAGCUACAACGACGAAGGCGACGCUGCUGCUGGCUGUCAACUGAUGACAGCGGCAUGCUGCUCCUCCUCUUUCCCGCUAAAAAAAAACCCCCCUGCUGCACCCUAAGCUUGUGGCCGCUGCUGUGUUUUCCCCAUUUUCAGGCUGCUCCCCUUGUUGGCUUCGGGGGAAAAAUUCAGUUUAGAGUGAGCCACAUUCGCAUGGAAAUCGUUGGCAAUUUUACAGUAACGCAAUAAAGUCAGAGAUCUUUGAAGAGCUUUAUUUAAAGUGUAUAGGCACAUUGAAGAGCUGAAUCUAUUCGGGUUUUAAAAGUAUUUAAUACGCUUAGUGAUUCCACUCUAAAAGGCAGUCUGGUUUUAUUUUAAAAGCGUCAAUUAAUUGGUUUAAGUAAAUUAAAAUUUUCACUGGAAAAUAGUCUUUACUAGUUAGAUAAAAAAUAGACAUUUUUAAAACACAAAUUGUUAGGUUAUAAAAUCUAGUUAAUUUAUUUUUAUUAAUUACGCCAAUAAAAUAUAUCAAUAUACGGUUUCUAAUGCUUGAAUUUUGUGUAAAAAUGGUAAUUUUGCAUUACAUACGAGAUGGCGAUCUACAACGUUUUUAAAAGCCAAUUAAUUGGUUACAACGAAACGCGGCUCACCCUGAUUAGCAUACGGGCAACAGAAAACAACAACGGCAACCGAUUUGCAUUUAGCCACCAUCCAUCUAAAUCACACAGCACACAGCUCUUGCCCCCUUUGCCCCACGAAUCCCGCGAAUCAGUCCCAUCAGUUUCGCGGCUUGAACAUUUUGCGGCAUUGACAAUAUCAAAUUGUUAUCUGGCAUAAAAUAAUUACAACGUUUUAAUGCAGACAAAAUAGUUGUCGUCGGUUCGACGGUUGCAAGUUGCUGUGGUUUUCUGUUUCUGUUGAUGUUGUUGAUAUCAUCGAUGUUGUUGUUGUUUGCUGGUUGCCUGCUGCUUUGGCUGCCAAAGUAUAGCUGCCAAUUUGAGUGCCAAUAAAAGCGCGUGUGCGACAGCAAAGAGAUUUCAUUUUCAGCGGACAACGUUGUCAUGGUUAGUUUUUAGCUGCUGGUGCGCUAAUUAACCAAAAACGCAGCCAAUUAGUUGGACUAACACGGAAAAGUUGCAGUUCCAC